Molecule: messenger RNA, 3351 nt
Organism: Colossoma macropomum (tambaqui)
Lineage: Eukaryota; Metazoa; Chordata; Actinopteri; Characiformes; Serrasalmidae
Gene: avpr1aa
Product: arginine vasopressin receptor 1Aa
Exons: 2
Coding region: 879-2042 (387 amino acids)
Biological process (GO): regulation of systemic arterial blood pressure by vasopressin; G protein-coupled receptor signaling pathway; positive regulation of vasoconstriction
Cellular component (GO): membrane
Molecular function (GO): vasopressin receptor activity; peptide binding
Source: RefSeq, a predicted model, not a curated record
CUAUAUAGCGGGUGAUGUCUCCACUUCUGUCAGGAAUUGGCCAUAGCCAGCCUUAUGUGAUGACACUGAAGGACAUUAGAGCAUUUUAAAAUUCUAUCUAUGAAAUUGGCCUUCCCACCUUGUGUGUACGGGUGUGGGUGUGUGUGUGUGUGUGUGUGGACCAGGUUUUUGCCACAUUGUGGGCACCAAAACAUGUUCAUGCACUUACAUUGUGGGGACCUUUCAAACUGGUCCCCACUAUGUAAAUCAUAAAAUUUUAAGGCUGGAGUAAGGUUAAGCUUAGUAUUAAGAUUAGGCUAGUCUUAGUUCUGGUUAAGUCUCCAGGAAAUGAAUGGAAGUCCAUGUAAUGGCCCCACAAUUCACAGAAAGAAGACUGUGUGUGUAUGUGCUGAUCCCACUCCUGCCCUGGCCACAGUUAUAAUCUUUCAGUUCACUCACGUUCGCCAGUCAUUGCGUUGAUAUACAUUUUAUUCGUGGAACGGAACUGAAUCAAAUAAGUACAGACCACUAUUUCUCCAGUGACGAGUAAACUGAAACCUGAAAUCUAAACUUGAUUGUAAACUUAUGCACUGACCCACCCUGCUGGGUCUAAAGGCGGGUGCGGACACUCCCCCGUCCCCUGUGCUGGGUGCAGUUUCGCCCCUGCGCUCUGACUGGCUGCCCGCUGGUGGGUAGGAGCUCCGCUGCUCCAGCGCGUUUAUAGCACUCAGGAGCGCGCGCCACAGAGAAGGAGAGGAGCGCGCGCAAAACAUCUGGAAGCAAAGAGCGCGCAGCAGCAGCAGCAGCCCGAGAAUGCCCUGAAGGUCCACGCCAGGAAUGAGCUCAUACUCACUAACCCAUCACCGCGUUCACCUCGGAGCCCCGCUUUCUUCUCCUCCAUGAUCCACUCCUCGAACUCCACGAUGGGGCGCGCGGACAACGCCUCCGCGCCCACCAACGCGAGCGACCCGUUCGGCCGUAACGAGGAGGUGGCCAAGCUGGAGAUCACCGUGCUGAGCUUGACGUUCGUGGUGGCCGUGAUCGGCAACGUGAGCGUGCUGGCCGCCGUGUACAACACGAAGAAGAAGACGUCGCGCAUGCACCUGUUCAUCAAGCACCUGAGCCUGGCCGACCUGGUGGUCGCCUUCUUCCAGGUGCUGCCGCAGCUCUGCUGGGAGGUCACGUUCCGCUUCACCGGACCCGACCUGCUGUGCCGGCUCGUCAAGCACCUGCAGGUGCUCGGCAUGUUCGCCUCCACCUACAUGAUGGUCAUGAUGACGGUGGACCGCUACAUCGCCAUCUGCCACCCGCUGAAGACCCUGCAGCAGCCCACGCGGCGCGCCUACGCCAUGAUCGGCGCCACGUGGGCCAGCAGCCUGGUGCUGAGCGCGCCGCAGGCCUUCAUCUUCUCCCUGAGCGAGAUCCACAACGGCUCGGGCGUCUACGACUGCUGGGGCCACUUCAUCGAGCCGUGGGGCAUCCGCGCAUACGUCACCUGGAUCACCGUGGGCAUCUUCCUCGUGCCCGUGCUCGUGCUCAUGCUCUGCUACGGCUUCAUCUGCCACAGCAUCUGGAGGAACAUCAAGUGCAAGACCAGGAGGAACGGGCUGGUGGGCAAGAGCUCGGUGAGCGGCGUCAGCACCAUCAGCAGAGCUAAGCUGAGGACCGUGAAGAUGACGCUGGUGAUCGUGCUGGCGUACAUCGUGUGCUGGGCGCCUUUCUUCAUCGUGCAGAUGUGGUCGGUGUGGGACGUGAACUUUAGCUGGCAUGAUUCAGAGAACACCGCAGUGACUCUGUCGGCGCUGCUUGCGAGUCUGAACAGCUGUUGUAACCCCUGGAUCUACAUGAUAUUCAGCGGGCACCUCCUCCACGACUUCGCACACUGCUUUCCCUGCUACCCCAAAAUACAGCACAAGUUCAAGAAAGAAGACUCAGACAGCAGCUUACGCAGAACCACAAUACUGACUAAACUCCCUAACCGGAGCCCCACCUGUAGUCUGGGCAACUGGAGAGACCUUGAUCAAGCCCCUAAAGCUGACCAGUCCACUCCGCUGGAAACAUGACAUUGUUCGUUGCCUCUGGGACUGAGAAUAUUGUCGUGUUGUCACAGCAGGGGCACAUUUAAGGUGGUGUUGUUUUUUAAAGUCUAGUGGAGACUAAACUGAGAAGGCUGUGCAGUAAAUCUCGAGUGUGGCAAAAAGCACAAUAGUCAUGAUCACCAAACACAAGGUUUUUCCGCUGAUAAGUGCCCAUUUAUGGGCAGGCAUGGGAUUUAUCUGGGCUCCAGUAAGCCUGCAGGACCCUUUCAAUGCCAGUAAAAAUCCUGGAGCCAAGGACCAAGUCAGCUCUGCUAUUCUGAGAAUGGGAGUGAGUCUAAGUCAAUAGAUGACACUUUAGAAAAAUUUGAAUUCAUGUUGCACAAAACUGAAAAAGUAAAAGAAUGUAUAGCAGGACAGAUGAUCAAAUAUGCAUUGUCUUGUUUUUAAAUCACUGCAGAGGGGAUAAGAAGAUGAAAGGAUGAGCCCAUGAGAAAACUGUCAGCUGUGAGCUGGAACUCAAUGUUCAUGUUGCUCUGAGAAUUGCUGGUUGUUUACAAGGUUAGACGUGGUCACCUGGGUCAAUAACCAAGUUUGAGGUGUUAGCAGAUCUCUCUCUCUCUCCCUCUCUCUCUCUCUGCCCCUCUCUGUCUUUCUCUCCCCCUCUUUCUCUCUCUCUCACAGAACUUCUAUACAAAUUAAAGGAAACUUUUCCUUUUCCACCACAUCUGUCUCUGCCCUGGCUAAGUUGACUCAGGCCUUUAUUGGUUUUUAAAUCAUUCGUUUUUUACUAUCUCCCAUUCCAGCAUCAUCUAUGCAUUACUUCUGGUUACAAAACUAACUGACGUAAUGUGAACACAGAUGAGUCAAGGCAUCUUUAUUUGAGUAAACUCAAAUAAAAUGAUUAUCUUACUUUAAGACACUGUUUACAGUUAAGCUGAUGUUUUCACUAUGUUUUCCAGGGAGAAUGUCCUGGGGAUUAUGAUUGUAAAAUCAUCAAAUAUACAUUAGCCCUGGAUAUGGACUUUUAUUAGGAGAUUUGACAGUUGUAUCAGUUAUAACACGAUUUAAAAGCUGUUGUUGAUGUACAUAUUGGAUCUGUAAAUAAAUAGCCUACACAAUUGCGACAAAUGGAAUGUUGUUUUUCUGUAUAUCAGAUGUUGUGUUUGUAUGAAAUUAUGUUGUCAGAAGUGUCCCAUUUUUCGAUGUUAUCUGGAUGAUAUAGUACAGCUCAAAGUGUUAUUGAUGCAGUGUCUGUUGCCUGUAAUCGAUUAUUGCACCACUUCCCAUGCAUAUUGAUGUAUCCAUGUGCAAAAAUCCAAUAAACCACUCCGUG